Tremella mesenterica DSM 1558 is the source of this 762-nucleotide messenger RNA. RefSeq lists its product as uncharacterized. Gene Ontology annotation, biological process: protein K63-linked ubiquitination; DNA damage tolerance. Gene Ontology annotation, cellular component: nucleus. The record is from RefSeq and is a predicted model, not a curated record. Lineage: Eukaryota; Fungi; Basidiomycota; Tremellomycetes; Tremellales; Tremellaceae. Gene Ontology annotation, molecular function: ubiquitin conjugating enzyme activity. The transcript is spliced from 6 exons. Bases 165 to 611 code for a protein of 148 amino acids.
CGUGUAUCACCUCUUCACAUCGUGUCAACCACUCAACCCUGCUCCUGUACAUCUGUCCUUCUUGGACCUAACACAUACAACACAAUCAAUACUAUCAUCACUUUGUCCGUCAAGUCACUUGUCAAUCCUAUCCCCAGUCUUCAUAAUCGGCAAAGAGAAACAUCAUGUCUUUGCCUAAACGUAUUCUCAAAGAAACUGAACGUCUUUUGGCGGAUUCACCACCUGGUAUUACCGCAGCACCUAAAGAUGAUAAUUUAAGACAUUUCGAUGUUACUGUCGCUGGACCUGAUUCUUCACCUUAUCAAGGUGGUGUUUUCAAAUUGGAAUUAUUCCUCCCCGAAGAAUAUCCUAUGAACCCUCCUAAAGUCCGAUUUUUGACCAAAGUCUAUCACCCAAACAUUGACAAAUUAGGACGUAUUUGUCUAGAUAUUUUGAAAGAUAAAUGGUCACCUGCUCUGCAGAUCCGGACAGUGUUACUGUCGAUCCAAGCUCUGCUCGGCGCCCCAAACCCCGACGACCCCUUAGCCAACGACGUGGCCCAACAUUGGAAAGACGACGAGAAGGAUGCUAUCGCCGAAGCGAAGAGAUGGACGCAACAGUAUGCUCAGUGAGUUCGACGCAUAGUGUUUUAGCAAGGAGUGUAUAGCGUAUGCUUGUGCUUUGCGGUUCAUCAUCCGAGCAGAUGAUCAGAUGGAGACAGGGGUGACAUGAGAGAAUGUAAUAUACGAUGUAGAUGAUUGCGAUGCUUGAUUGACAUGGUCG